AUUAUCUUCUUCUUGACUGUAUUUUUGAAAAUGGUAUCCUUCAACACAUUACCAAAGCUCUGUGUAUUAGUGGCCUUCGGGCUGUCUGCCACUGUCACUUCUGCAGAGGUAGUCCCGGAGCAACCCAAGGAGCAAUUAGACAUCGGAUCGUUACUUAAGAAUGAAGAACCAUCUACUAAACCUGUGGAAGUAAAGGAAACAACAAAGAUUGAGACUCAGGAUCACAGUGAGACAGGAGAACCACCCAUGUUCUCUGUUGACUGGUAUCUGCUACCAAAGCCGGAAAAUAGAGAACAACUUCGCGAUGACUUGCCAUUUGAUAUGGCUAAAGACGUUCCAGAAGAUUGCGAUGAACCUAUAUAUCCCGCACUGGAAAAACGUAUCAGGAAAUUUUUCUCAUUGAGGGGUUUGAUUUUUAGAAAUUUUAAGUGCUAUCCUCCAGAGUUACCGGAGCCAUCCAAGUACUCUGUUGAAUGGUAUCUGUUACCCAAGCCCCAAAACAGGAGAUAUCUUCGUGACAAACUGCCAUGGCAUUUGUAUAAUGCCGUACCAAGGGACUGUAAUGAACCAAUAAGUCCUUGGGUGGAAAAAGAAAUUAGAGAGUUUUUCUCAGUGUGUUCUGUUGAAUGGUAUCUGGAAUCCAAGCCCAUAAACAGAGCCGCUCUACGUUAUGCGAUACCAAGUUAUUUGGCGGAAAAGGUACCACUGGACUGUAAUGAACCGAUAUCUCCAGCAACAGAAAGACGUAUUAGGGGUUUUUUCUCAUACAGUGAGGAACAGCAGAGGCUGUUGCGUCUAUUUUAACAUUAUUGUUCAAUUUCAAA
Babesia bovis T2Bo is the source of this 824-nucleotide messenger RNA. Its product is annotated as SmORF protein. The record is from RefSeq and is a predicted model, not a curated record. Lineage: Eukaryota; Apicomplexa; Aconoidasida; Piroplasmida; Babesiidae. Bases 31 to 804 code for a protein of 257 amino acids. The transcript has a single exon.